CUGGCCGGGCGACUUAGCGGCUAACACCAGCUUGCGAAACGUGUUCGCCGACUUUAUACGUAUUAAUGCUCACCACAGUUAAGUUAACCGCGAUGGCAUACGUGGCCACUCCGAUGUUAGCUUCCUCUAACACGAUUGCUCGGUACGGGGCUUCUUUUUGAGAGCAGAUGGCGGCAUUUGCCUGUUUUCUCAUCGGGCACAUUGGAAACACCAGGGCUGGAGCUGCCCCGCCGACAAGGCCCCGAGCGAGAAGGGCAACUUUGGUAGCGCCCGGAUGGAGUGGCAGCCAGACGAGCAGGGACUGCAGCAGGUCCUCCAACUGCUCAAAGACUCCCAGUCGCCCAACACAGUCACGCAGAGAGCUGUCCAACAAAAACUUGAACAACUCAACCAGUUCCCUGACUUCAACAAUUAUCUCAUCUUUGUCCUCACGCGACUCAAAACUGAAGAUGAGCCGACUCGCUCUUUGAGCGGUCUGAUUCUGAAGAACAAUGUCAAAGCCCACUACCAGAACUUCCCACCGACUGUUGCUGACUUCAUCAAGCAGGAAUGUCUCAACAACAUCGGCGAUCCCUCGCCACUCAUUCGUGCCACCAUUGGCAUCCUGAUCACUACAAUCGCCUCCAAGGGAGAGCUACAGACAUGGCCCGAAUUACUGCCCCAGCUCUGCAACUUGCUCAACUCCGAAGACUACAACACCUGCGAGGGCUCGUUUGGAGCACUGCAGAAGAUCUGCGAGGACUCAUCGGAGCUGCUGGACAGCGACGCUCUGAACAGACCCCUCAACAUUAUGAUUCCCAAAUUCCUGCAGUUCUUCAAGCACUGCAGCCCCAAGAUCAGGUCUCAUGCCAUUGCCUGCGUAAACCAAUUCAUCAUUGGCAGAGCUCAGGCCCUGAUGGAUAACAUUGAUACCUUCAUAGAGAGCCUUUUUGCGCUGGCUGCAGACGAGGACUCUGAGGUUCGAAAGAACGUGUGCCGAGCCCUGGUCAUGCUGCUGGAGGUCCGCAUCGACCGCCUCAUCCCCCACAUGCACAGCAUCAUCCAGUACAUGCUGCAGCGAACCCAGGACCCCGAUGAGAACGUGGCUCUCGAGGCCUGCGAGUUUUGGUUAACUUUAGCAGAGCAACCCAUCUGUAAAGAGAUGCUGUCUGGACACUUGGUGCAACUGAUCCCUAUCUUGGUGAAUGGGAUGAAGUAUUCAGAAAUAGACAUCAUACUGUUAAAGGGUGAUGUGGAGGAGGACGAGGCGGUACCAGACAGCGAUCAGGACAUCAAGCCACGUUUCCACAAGUCCCGCACUGUCACCUUGCAGCACGAAGGGGGGGAGGGCGAGGAGGGUGAGGACAUCGAGGACGACGAUGACGAUGACGACGACACGCUGUCAGACUGGAACCUGCGAAAGUGUUCGGCGGCGGCCCUGGAUGUGCUGGCUAACGUGUUCCGUGACGAGCUGCUGCCUCAUCUCCUUCCACUCCUGAAAGGUCUGCUCUUCCACCCGGACUGGGUCAUCAAGGAGUCUGGCAUCCUGGUGUUGGGCGCCAUAGCUGAGGGCUGCAUGCAGGGCAUGGUGCCCUACCUGCCUGAGUUGAUCCCCCACCUCAUCCAGUGUCUCUGCGACAAGAAGGCCCUGGUGCGCUCCAUUGCCUGUUGGACCCUGAGUCGCUAUGCACAUUGGGUGGUCUCCCAGCCCCCCGACUCUUACCUCAAACCCCUCAUGACAGAGCUUCUCAAACGGAUCCUGGACGGCAACAAGAGGGUGCAAGAGGCUGCCUGCAGUGCGUUUGCCACCCUAGAGGAAGAGGCUUGCACGGAGUUGGUUCCCUACCUGAGCUUUAUCCUGGACACGCUGGUUUUUGCCUUCGGGAAGUACCAGCACAAAAAUCUCCUAAUCCUUUACGAUGCCAUAGGAACUCUAGCAGACUCCGUGGGUCACCACCUCAAUCAGCCUGAGUAUAUUCAGAAGUUGAUGCCCCCCCUUAUUGCCAAGUGGAACGAGCUGAAGGACGAAGACAAGGAUCUUUUCCCACUACUAGAGUGUCUAUCAUCAGUAGCCACCGCUCUGCAGAGUGGUUUCUUGCCUUACUGUGAGCCUGUCUAUCAGCGCUGUGUCACACUUGUCCAGAAGACACUAGCUCAGGCAAUGAUGUACAACCAGCAUCCAGACCAGUACGAGGCACCUGAUAAGGAUUUCAUGAUCGUCGCCCUGGAUCUGCUGAGCGGCCUGGCCGAGGGAUUGGGGGGGAACGUGGAACAGCUGGUAGCCCGCUCCAACAUCAUGACCCUGCUUUUCCAGUGCAUGCAGGACACUAUGCCUGAAGUGAGGCAAAGCUCUUUUGCCCUUUUGGGAGAUCUAACAAAGGCGUGCUUCGUCCACGUGAAGCCUUGUAUUGCUGAGUUCAUGCCUAUCUUGGGGCUCAACCUCAACCCAGAAUUUAUUUCAGUGUGCAACAACGCCACCUGGGCCAUUGGGGAGAUCUCCAUGCAAAUGGGCACAGAUGUCAAGCAGCAAACAGGGGAUUGUACAGGUGCAGAGAUGCAGCCUUAUGUGGGUAUGGUCCUGCCGCACCUUGUAGAGAUCAUCAACAGACCCAACACACCAAAGACUCUGCUGGAAAACACAGCAAUCACAAUUGGCAGACUGGGUUAUGUUUGUCCCCAGGAGGUGGCACCACAGCUGCAGCAUUUCAUCAGACCAUGGUGCACAUCACUUAGGAAUAUCAGAGAUAACGAGGAGAAGGACUCUGCCUUUCGGGGAAUCUGUGUAAUGAUCGGUGUCAACCCUGCGGGAGUGGUACAGGACUUCAUUUUCUUCUGUGACGCUGUGGCCUCCUGGGUCAACCCCAAGGACGACCUGAGAGACAUGUUUUAUAAGAUCCUUCAUGGCUUCAAGGACCAGGUCGGAGAGGAGAACUGGCAGCAGUUCUCUGAGCAGUUCCCUCCUCUGUUGAAGGAGCGCCUGUCCGCCUGCUAUGGCGUCUAAGCCGACCUCCUCCUGGUCCGCACCGGACACGGACCUGUUAGGUUAAUGUAGGGGAGGGAAACUGGGGAACUCAUUGCACUGCCCAGAUCACAGGGGAAGAAACGAGCUGGAGGGAUGUGACUGGCCUUGACCCUGCAUUCAGCGGACGGCCGCCUUUCCCCUGCGCCCCAUGUGUCUCUGUGAGGGAGGGUGGGAGGAGGGUGGUGGGUGUGGGAGGGUAAACUGGGGAUAUACACAUACCUCUCGGAAUAAACGCCUCACUAAAUCCAAACUCACUCUAAAGUGACUUUCGCCAACAGCACCGCAGGGAUCCUAGGUGGGUGAGGGAAAUAACGGGGCUGACUUUGACCUCCCCCUCCUCAAUUUGAUUAUUCUGUUAAGAUAGACGACGGCUGGGAGGGGAGGGGGGUGGCAGAUUGGUACAUAAUAAGAAAUUAUCUGAACCAGCGUAGGGUGCCACAGUCCCAAAUACCACAAUGCACGUAGUCAGUAGAAACUCAUAAAUGUGUUUGAACAGGCUCGUGCCAGAGGCUAAACGAAAAAAAACCCCAACAUGCUUUUACAAUGUAACAAUGCAGGAAAUGUGCACAAUUUUUUUGUUUAUGGCAAAAUUGCAUAAACCAUCUUGUGUGCAUAUACAUGGGUCUUAUUCUCUUUUCACAUGUACAUUUAGUUGAAUUUAAUUUCCCGCCUCUUCCCUUGGUUGCUGAAAUCAACAUGCAGUAGUUCUGUCCUCUUACGGUUUUUUCCACCAUUAUACCAAGUUGUUGCAUGACAAAUGAUCACCUAAGUGACGCAUGUUUGAGUGAAUGCCUGUGUUGUUCUCUUGGAUUUAUAGCGUGGUCAGUAUGGGGGGACACUGCCAUAAUUUGAAGUUGUCAGGGGCAUAGUUCUUGAAAUUUUUUUUUUUUUACUCCCAUUCAUACCUAUCAUCUAAUCAAUGUAGUUUAAUGGAGGCUGUGUGUGAUGACCAACUAUAGUUCAAUCCAGGAAUCUGCUCGUGUCCGAAUGUCUGGAGAAUCUCUCACCGCUCAUACUGUAGGCAAAGUCGAGAAUCCUUUUUGCUGCUGCUGCUUCAUUUCUAUUUACAAAACGGACUUAAGGAGAGCGAUAAGACAUCACCGAGAAAGAAUUACUGAUAUAAAUGCACUUUUUCUUUUGUAAGAAAUUUUGAAUUUCACAUGUAAGGCAUACAGUAAUGAUAUACUGAUCUUGAGAUAUAGUUUUUUUUGAUAAGUGAUUUUAGAACUGUUAAUGGCUUGCUAAAGUAAGCGUAAUGUUAAGCAAUGGUAAAGUGACGAGGUAAAGCCUCUUAACAUAGUUUUAUAAUGUAGAGCCUCGUAAGAUCGAUUGAAUAGGAUUUAAGAGGGAGACAUCUUAAAAGUAUUUUGGAUCCAUGUCCCAGUGCACCUGUCGAUUUAUAUCUGCGUGUAAGGACGUCCCCGUCGUAUUCAUCAGAGCUUUUUGGUUUUGAACGGUAGCUGUUUAAGUCAUCUGAGCUUCUCCUUGUUAUGAACAUUGCAUGCUUUUUCGACGAGUCUUGCUCCUUUAUCAGCCAUUUUAUAACGAAUCCCUUCCGGAGGGAUCGACCUCAUAAGAGCUUUGUCAAUGGCAACACAAUCCGCUGCAGGACUGACAAAGUACUUCUCCAGCUGAGGAACAAACUAGUGAUUGCCGUUGCCAUGUCUUCACCCGUUGACACUGUGUAGGAUUAUGCCUAGGAAUACACUGACUGAGUCCUAAUAGUUCUCCCCCCGACACUGGUUAGCUUAUGUGAGAGAGUGGUGGGUCUUGAUCCAGCUUUAUCUUUUUAGUCAUUGUCCAUAGUGGACGGUUGUAACUUGUGUGUAUGGCUGUUUGCCUGUGUUUUACUAGAGCGGUGUGUACGCGAGUACUGCUUAGAUGUAACUUUGCACCAGCCCUACUCUGAAGUCAAGUGCAGGAUGCAGUUUGAGUCGCGCCUGGGUUGAUGUGGCCAGAGGGAGAAUGAACACUCGCCUGCCAAUGGAUGCUUUAAAGUCUAAGAUGAAGACUUGAUGGAUAAUGCUAAUAUCUAUUCCUGCCAGAAUCAUAAAAAAAAUAAGUAAUAAAUAAAAGCAUUUCUCUGAAAAUUACCGGUAAUGUAAUGUGGCAACAAACGAGGCUGAUCUUUGAAUUUUGCUGUAGCACAACUGUUGCUGCAGACUAGGAUGCAACAGCGUUUGGAUUCCAGACCACUUUCUCGAAGCUGUGAAGUCCCACAGGCUAAAUACUUCUCCAGGUUUAACUGGCAGGCGAGUGUUGACGGGGUGAGAGGUUGGCUGCUCAUUCUUCAAGGGGUGGACAGAUGCAGCAUUCAUUACAAGAAUGUUUUGAGGUGAGGCUCCUUUGCCACAAAGAAUUGGUAAAAAGGCGUUACCUCUCCUCACUAUGUUGUGAUCCACUAGGCUAUCUACAGGAUUAAAUUUAAAUGCAAGUUGUCCAAUUUUUUUAUUUUUUAUUUUGAUGCACAUGUGACAGUUAAGUUUUUAUUUAUUUUUUAUUUUGUUAAUUUUAAUUCUUUUUUAAGUUUUUGUGCUCCAGUGCACAAAUUGUUUUGGACUUUAAAAGUUUUUUUUGUUUUGUUCUUUUUAUUUAAAGAAUAAUUUGUUUUCGUUGUUUUAUAGCGGACCAUUUGACUAUGUCGAAUUUGAUGUUGUGUUUGGACAGAAGGCGAGUCGGUGCUUGGUGCAUACCUUUAGGGAAGAAUGUGGAAAAGUAAUUCACAACUUGUUUCAAUCUCAUAUCAAGGCUGGCAAAUGAAUUUGAUGUAAUACCUUUUUUGCUGAACUGUGGUGCAGGUGGGAUAUAUCCCUUUUUAUUUAAUUUUUGUGAAUAGGGGAAAAUAAAAGUUUUUUUUCUAUUAAA
Messenger RNA from Scophthalmus maximus (turbot), 5866 nucleotides. Its product is annotated as transportin-2. The transcript is spliced from 26 exons. Gene Ontology annotation, cellular component: cytoplasm; nucleus. Lineage: Eukaryota; Metazoa; Chordata; Actinopteri; Pleuronectiformes; Scophthalmidae. Bases 275 to 2980 code for a protein of 901 amino acids. The record is from RefSeq and is a predicted model, not a curated record. Gene Ontology annotation, molecular function: small GTPase binding; nuclear import signal receptor activity. Gene Ontology annotation, biological process: protein import into nucleus.